UCUUGUUUCCUUUAAAAGCAUAUGUGAUCACCAUCUCUAAAAAAAAUUAACAAUGAUUUUGAAAUUCCAAUAAAAAAUAAAAUUAAUUUAUAAUUUUCUAUAACAUUUAAAUAUAUUAAUUUAAUUAUAAAUGGCUCAACCAUGACCUAACCCUUGUCUACCGAUUAAAUUGUGAACUAGUGUUUCAAUUAAUUUUAUAAUUGAUCUUGUUCUCACAACAUUGAUUUAUUUAUAAAUCUUAUUUAACUAAUUCAUGCAAGUCAAGAAAGUUAAAGUAUUUAAUUGCCUUGAAAUUACUCCAUUUUUUCAUAAAUAUCCUUGACUAAAUGCAAAUUCUUUUGCCAACUUUCUCAAUUCCUCUUUUCACAAAAAUUACCUUACUAAUAUCUACACCAAGGGUUCUACUGGAAAAAAAAUAUUAAUUUUUUAUAAAUUUUACAAAAUAAAUUAUAAAUAAGAUAAAAAUCUUCUAAAAAGUGGAUUAUAAAUGGUACCGUAAAUAGUUCUUUUUUUUAUUUGUUAAAGGGAAAAAAUGUCCAACUAUUUUUUCUCCAGGAGUAUCCUGUAUAUGUAAGUAGUGAAUAAAGAUGUAAGAAUAUCCAUAAAUUUGUUAUAAUAAUUGCAACAAACUCUAUUUUGUUAAAUUUGGCAAACAAAAGUUAACAUUAACCAUUUAAAAAGAAAAAAAAACAAGCACAAGGUCUAAAAAUACUCAAAAAAAUUUUCCAUAAAAGUUUUAUAUAUCCUUAAGUCAACAAUAAUGCAUGAGUUUUCAUUAAUUUUAUUAAAAAAGCCACAUCACCAAGCUUAACCUUAACAACUUGAGCUUUUAGAUUUAUUCAGGUUGGCUCGAAUAGUUGAAUUGCUAAAUAUUAUUUUAUUUUUUUUAUUUUUUAGUCAAUUUCAAUUUUUACCUUACAAAUUAAUUUUUUUAAAUUUUUACCUAUUUUUUAUUUUAUUUUAUUAAUAAUAAAAAAGAGAAACCCAUGAGAAUCCUCUUUCCCACCAUAUCCUCCUCCCGUUUGGAGUCAAUGCCUGUUUCUAGUACAAGUAUGGAGUGUUUGUUCCAUUUAAGUUAUUAAAAUUUAAAUUAACAGGUAAAAAAAAAAAACUCAAUCAUUAUUUGAUAUCUAGAUAUAAAUUUAGAACAGUUAAUCUAAAUUUUAACAGCUUAGAUAAAACAUGCAAUCAGUAGUAGAGAUAUGCACCGAAUCCAAACCCCCUCCCAUUCGUCCCUUCUUCCUUUCAACCAAACCCACCUUUUCAUUUCAUUAACUCUCUAUUUGACAAAAGCAUUCGGCGCAAGAACAGUUUCAUUGCGUCUUCUAUUCUCUAUCUCCGCAAGUCGCGCGUGUGUAUCUCUCUCUACAUGCAUACAUAUAUAUAUAUAUAUAUAUAUUCUGCAUCUCAAGGUCCUCCUCAGCCCCACGCAACUACCGACCAAGUCCCCACGACCACCAAUCCACUACGCGCAGCCCGCUCCUCCUCCUCCGUGGCCGCGUCCGAGUGUAUUGCUCUACCACCACCACCCCCAAGUUGAACUCUUAAGCUACACAAUUAGCCAUGGAACAACCUCAUCAGCCUAUGUCCCCUAAACCAGUGGUUAUUAGUAGUACAACUAGCCAUCCCUUAACUAAUGAUCCGAGUUUACAAUCAACGUGGUCACAUCGAGCCUGGGUUGCAGCCGGUUGCACUACUGUGAUUGUUUCAUUGGCUAAAUGCAUUAGUCAAGCAACCAUCAUGCAAGUUUCGUUCGAACCGGUCUUCGCCGCUUGGCUUGGCUAUAUGUUGGCCGAUCUAGGCUCUGGCGUUUACCAUUGGGCUAUUGAUAAUUAUGGAGAUGAGUCCACACCUGUGUUUGGUCCUCAAAUUGAGGCUUUUCAAGGUCACCAUAAGUGUCCACGGGCCAUAACAAGACGUCAAUUUGCUAACAACUUGCAUAUAUUGGCUCGUGGAGUUACACUCACAGUGUUACCUAUUGUACUUGUUUUCAAUGACUCAAAACUUCUUGGGUUUGUUGGAGUGUGUUCUGGUUGCAUUAUGUUUAGCCAGCAGUUUCAUGCCUGGGCCCACAGGACGAAGAGCCGGCUUCCGCCACUCGUGGUGGCAUUACAGGAUGUCGGAGUACUGGUGUCACGGUCGCAGCAUGCCGCCCACCACCGGCCGCCGUAUAACAGUAAUUAUUGCAUUUUGAGUGGAGUUUGGAAUGAGUUUCUGGAUAGGCAUAAGGUAUUUGUAAUGUUGGAGAAAAUAGUGUAUUCCAAACUUGGGGUUAGACCACGGUCUUGAAGUGAACCCAAUUCUGAGUGGAUGCAGGAGAUAGAGGCUUCUUCUUAAAUUUCAGCCAAGUAAAAAUUUAACUACUGUUGUUUUAGUUGGCGUAAUAAAUAAUGAAAGUUUUAGUUUUUUCUUUUUUUGAGUUUUUUUAAUUAUCAUAUAUUUUAAGUUUAUCUUUU
This is a messenger RNA of Prosopis cineraria, 2456 nucleotides long. RefSeq names its product fatty acid desaturase 4, chloroplastic-like. Lineage: Eukaryota; Viridiplantae; Streptophyta; Magnoliopsida; Fabales; Fabaceae. The transcript has a single exon. Bases 1564 to 2289 code for a protein of 241 amino acids. The record is from RefSeq and is a predicted model, not a curated record.